AAAGAAAAAAAAGAGUGAAAAGCAAAAAAAGAAGUGAAUUUGUUUCCCCAUAUCAAAGCAUUUUAGUGUGAGUGGUUAAAAAAAUUUUCUCAAUAAUCGAGGAAUUAGCUUCUUCAGUGCCUAGUGUUGGUGUUUAAAAUUCUCACAUUGUUUCACGAUUUUUGAUAAAAAAGAAAAGUUUUUUUCAAAAAAAAAAAAAUAUAAAAAUCAAGUGCCAAAGAAAAAAGAAAUCCAGUGCUUAAUAAUGUGAUUUGUGAUUAAAGCAACGAGAGAAAAAUAGUUCUGAAGAUAUUUUCUUUAAAAAAAAAAAUCACGCUUUUGAAAAUUCAAUUUUUUCUCUUUCUUUCUCUCUGAGACACGUACACAUUUUUUUUUCUCUCCUUUUUCUCUCAAUUUCUUAUAAAAAUGUCAAAAAAAUCGGUUUGCUGGAAGCUAUGCAGAUUUCUCUGGGGGAGAAAAUCAGAACACCGAUGGAGCACAACCGAUGGCGCCUGCAACAGCAGCAGAUAUAUCAAAGCGAAAUUUCUUCGUUACGAGAAUCAGAAGAGAAGUACAGACAACAAUAUUCUGAAGCAUCGCAUAGAGAAAAAAUUCUAGUUAGAAGACUUGCUUCUAAGGAACAGGAAUUACAGGAAUAUGUUAAUCAAAUUUCUGAAAUGAAAGCCGCCCAAGCACCGUCCGCCGCAGCGUUGAGAUCCGCCUUAUUAGAUCCUGCUGUAAAUAUUUUAAUUCAAAAAUUAAGACAAGAAUUGACAACAACAAAAGCAAAAUUGGAAGACACGCAAAAUGAACUCAGUGCUUGGAAAUUCACACCCGAUAGCAAUACUGGAAAGAGAUUAAUGGCAAAAUGCAGAUUGCUUUAUCAAGAAAAUGAAGAAUUAGGAAGAAUGAUUGCCAGUGGGAGAAUAGCAAAAUUAGAAGGUGAACUUGCACUUCAAAAAGGUUUUAGUGAGGAAGUGAAAAAAUCACAAAGUGAAUUAGAUGAAUUUCUCCAAGAUUUGGAUGAAGACGUUGAGGGAAUGCAGAGUACAAUAUACUUUUUACAACAGGAAUUACGUAAGGCCCGCGAAUCAGUGACACUUUUACAACAGGAGAAUGCAUCAUUGAAAACAAAUUCAAGUGAAAAUAAUUUGACAAACGGUCUAUCGCCACAUACACCGCCAAUUAAAACUGAAUCAGAGGAAAUUGUUGUUCAAAGUGUUGAUUUGAAAAAUGAAGAAAGUGAAUUGUGUAAAGGUGCAAGAACUCCACCAUUGCCUGAUGAAAAAUCAACAACAAUAAGUGUUGGUGGUGAAAGUGAUGAAAAAUCGGAAAGAACUGAUUUAAAAGGAAUAUCAGAAACAGAACAAAAUGAUGAAAGCUCACGUGAUUCACCUGCCUUGAUUAUUAAAGUUGAAAAUGAAGAGCUAAGUGAUCGUGACGAUGAGGAGGAAUCAUCACGAAACACUAAUCGAAGGACGUUAAGGACUAAAAAUAAUAAAAAUAAUUUGAAAUCUAGUGGUAAGACUAAUGGUGAAGAAGUGUUGACAAGGACAACGAGGGGUAGGGAUAGGACGAAGAGAGACAAAAGUGUACCGGGUAGUGAUGAGGAAAGAAUUCACAAAAAGAAACGAAGAGAAAGCAUCAUUUCGAUUGAUUACAACGAAGCCGAUGACGAUGCUUUGGUAUUGACUAAUGGCGAGACACUCCAAAGCGAUCCUGAAUAAAUUUCUAUUAUCGAGUGGAAAAUUUAAAUAUUCUUCCUUUGUUUUUUUUUUGUUUUUAUAAAAUGUGACCAAAGUAGGUUGCUGAAAUCUAGUUAAAAAAAGUGAAUUUCUUCAAGUUGAAUAUAAAAUAAUAUUAAAAAGAUUGAAUAAUAAAAUU
Leptopilina boulardi is the source of this 1863-nucleotide messenger RNA. RefSeq names its product pre-mRNA-splicing regulator female-lethal(2)D (gene fl(2)d). Lineage: Eukaryota; Metazoa; Arthropoda; Insecta; Hymenoptera; Figitidae. The transcript is spliced from 5 exons. The coding region runs from base 435 to 1706 and encodes 423 amino acids. Gene Ontology annotation, biological process: regulation of alternative mRNA splicing, via spliceosome. The record is from RefSeq and is a predicted model, not a curated record. Gene Ontology annotation, cellular component: nucleus.